UUUUACAGUGUUAUUGCUAAGGCAAGUGGCUUUCCUAGUUGUCCUGUAAAUAAAAAUCGUGGAAAAAUACGUAGGCGGGCUUGCAUAUAAAAAUUGUAGUCUUUGGUCCGCAACACGCUCGCUCUUGUCAAUUCAUUAAGUAUAUUUACUGACAGAGACGUCAAGCGGUCGGCGCACGCGCAGCCCAGACAGUUGAUCAUUGGGUUGAUAACAACUGUAGCGUAUAGUAUUUAUUUGAUAAGGACCGCCGUCUCCGUGCAUUAUCUGUAAAAGUGGCAUUAGCUAAAUAUUAAUUUGUAGAACGGUACUACAAACUAAGUGCUAUGUCGAAGGAAACGAGCAGGAAAGUGCAAUAUUUGGCGGGUGUUUGUGCGGCCUUCGCGUUUACGUUUACUGGUGCAACACUGGCCUGGUCGUCACCGGCGAUUCCAAAGUUCAAAAAUGGCGAAGCGAAUAUUGUUAUCACUGAUACGCAGUUGUCAUGGGUGGUGUCUCUGCACUCGGCGGGAGCUCUCCUCGGCUGUUACGUUGGGCAGGUGUUGAACGAAAAGGCUGGAAGACGUCGAUCGUUCUUUGGUUCAGCGGUACCGGGCCUUAUAGGUGCGACCAUAAUACUAAAUACGUCGCUACCUGAACUUAUGUAUGUGGCCAGGUUUCUGAUGGGACUGGCUACCGGAAUCAUAGCUGUGGUAACAAUGAUUUACGUAACAGAAAUAUCUGACAAAGAGAUUCGUGGUGCUCUAGGGAUGACUGUCCAAGUCAUGAACAAUUUUGGCGGUUUGACUGUGUACAGUGUUGGGCCAUUUGUGUCAUAUUCAACGUUGAACUACAUAUUAUUGGUGAUACCCAUAUGUUACGUGAUGCUGUGCCUGUGGAUACCAGAAUCUCCGUAUUAUCACUUGAAGGACGGGCGUGUAGAAGCCGCGAGAAAGGAGUUUAUGAGACUUAAAGGCACUACGGAUGAAAGUGUGAUUGAAGAACAAAUGAACAUAAUGAAGGCUCAUGUUAGAGAGAGCAUGGAAAACAAGACAACACUCAAAGAAUUGUUGACUAACAUGAGAUAUAGAAAAGCUGUUUACAUAGUGACAGGUCUAAAACUGUUACAAUACAUGACUGGUAUUCUCGUCAUCCAGUCCUACUUGGAGCCGAUAUUCAGGCACAGCAGUUUUGUGUCGGGCCCCAUUGCUAGCAUUGUCUAUGGAUUCGUGCAGUUAGGCGCGGGUAUCGGAGCCACAUUCCUGUCCAGAUUUUUUGGCCGAAGGAUCCUGCUCUUCAUCUCCUGCCUCGGAGUGUCAGUCGCGAUGACAAUAGUCGGCCUCUACUUCUUCCUACAUGACACCAUUCAAGUCAGCCCCGAAGUCUCUCGAGCGAUUUCUUGGAUGCCUUUGGUAGGAAUACUGAGUUUCAACGUGCUAUACGCGGUCGGGGUUGGGAACCUACCAUAUGUAUUACAAGCCGAAUUGUUCCCGGUCAAUGUGAAAGGUGUAGCGUCUAGCACAGCGACUAUGCUCGCUUGUGUUCUAAGUUUCUUAGUUACGAAAUGCUACCAGCAAGUCAAAGACGCGUGUGGCCACUACAUGGUGUUUUGGUCAUUCGCGCUAGUCGGCUACAUCGGACUGUUCUUCAUAUAUUUCUUCGUACCAGAAACGAAAGGCAAGACCUUAGAAGAAGUACAGGAUAAUAUUCAGGAGAAACUCCCCGAGGAAGAGGUUUUGAAUCCAGAGAAAGAAAAACCGCAAAUUAACUAACCAUUGAUAUUUAACUGUGCCAUUAUUGCUGUAAAGGAAGUUUAACACUCCAACAGGCAUUUCAAAGAUAAUUUAUUUUUGAUAGAAUUGAUGUUCUUUAUUUAAAGAAUAGAAUUGUUAUUAAUAUAAAGUUAUGUAACAUAAUUUUAAGUUCAUAUACCAAAAAUAACUAAUUUGAAACCAAAAGUGUAAAUAACUUAGUUUAAUAAGUCGCGUAUCAUAAAGCAGCUAUUUUUAUAAUCAGAUUCAAAUAAAAAUCCAUUAUAUGUAUUCAUGUAAGGUAGAAAGAAUAUACAUUCAAAUAAUUAAGGUAAAACUAAAACACAGAAUGUGACUAUAAAAUUGUAUUCGGCAGAAUAAAAAUAUGAAAUACAUACUGAUUACCAGAAAA
Molecule: messenger RNA, 2139 nt
Organism: Trichoplusia ni (cabbage looper)
Lineage: Eukaryota; Metazoa; Arthropoda; Insecta; Lepidoptera; Noctuidae
Product: facilitated trehalose transporter Tret1-like
Exons: 8
Coding region: 324-1748 (474 amino acids)
Biological process (GO): transmembrane transport
Cellular component (GO): membrane
Molecular function (GO): transmembrane transporter activity
Source: RefSeq, a predicted model, not a curated record